Xyrichtys novacula (pearly razorfish) is the source of this 24783-nucleotide messenger RNA. The record is from the annotation of a GenBank genome assembly. NCBI's taxonomy places the organism in Eukaryota, Metazoa, Chordata, Actinopteri, Labriformes, Labridae.
AUGAGGUUGCCGAGUCACAGACAGUGUGCGGUGGAAGGAGAUGGGAAGAAGAUGGACCAAGCUCCUCCGAUUAGAAACCCCUUUGUGCACGUCUUGAAAUUCAGCCCUCUGGAGAAAGCAAAGGUAAUAUAAAAAUACAUUGCAAAUGUUGUACUUUUUGUGCAAAUCAGUGAAGAGGCUGUUCGGUGAGUUGUUGGACAUGGACACCUUUGUGCGACACAGUGGAGGGGCUGUCAUCCUCAUUUAACUUUGCAGGUUUUCAUCCCAUGUAGUCAGCUGAGCUAGUGUUAGCUAGUCGGCUAACUGUGGCUACAUACAUGUUGCUUUUCCUCUGUUAUCUAGUUGGCUUACCGCUCUGCUUUAAUGUUGCUUAAAGAGCCUAAAGUCUCAUUUGACAACAUUUAUUUAGCUCCAACAAUAGCGUUUUUUUUCCCUCUAAGAAUUUCCACAAAAUGACCAUCAGCCUCUCCUUCCCGGGAAUCCGCUAACACUGUUCACUCAAUGAUCCUCAGCUAUCCGAGCAUGGCCGCCUGUCCAUGAUGGGCCUAGCUUGUUGCUCUUUAACUGUUGUCACAUCUGCUACACUGUCACAUGCUGCCUUCUUGCUAGCUUUUUGGUUAUCUCUCAUGAAAUACCAAAACUAUAAAAUGUCUCAUUUAUUGCAGACGGGGUACUGUUUUUUUCCACCCCUUGCAUUUUUUGUUCCAGCUUUGUUGCUCAUCACGGUGCGUCCCAGCAGCAUCCAACACGUGUGGAUGUGGAGGAUUGGAAACUGCAAGGGAAACUGUCAAGUCGCGUUCAUUUUUUCCACAGACGACUUCUCUGUCGCGUUUUCCUGCUAAUCUUUUACCAGGACAGAUAAACUGCACCUCUCUAUGUUGUAGUUUUGCAGCAUAGGACAGAUUGAUGCAGCCACUAAUUGCUGUCCAUAAUCAGAUUAAAGGUUUCAGGCUGCUCUUCAAAAAGGUGUUAUCUUGCAGCUGAAUUGAAGCUUCCUUCAAAACUAUAAAUCUGUUCCAUUUUGAGUGCAUCUUGCAAAGAUAUUACGCUACAGCGAUUUAAAAGGGCCCUUCAUCUGACGGAUGUUGCACAGUAGACAGUUAAAAUUGUCCCUUUAUUGCAAAUAUUGCAACAUGUGGCGUUGUGCACAGAUGAAGGAAACCUUCGCUCGUCCUGUAUGCAGUCUGACAUUGAUCUUGCUCUUUCAAACUGGGGCUGCUGAUAAAUUUGGAGGCACAUGUCGGGCUCUUUGUAGUUCAUCUCAUGCGAUCCUUUUGAAUAGCUUAGUUAGGUAAGUGCACGUGUGUUUGUCUCUGUGUAUCCAACCUUACCCUUUUGUUAACCUUUGUGUGGAUCCUGGUUCAGUAAAACAUGUAUUUGUAGAAAUGACAUUUGAGAUUUGGGGACUUAUUUUACCCUCAGCUCCAAGAUAGAGGGGAAAUAAUUAUGUUUUACACCUGUAAAAUACCACUUUGAGCUCUUUUUGUGAAGGUUUUGAAUGUGAGAGAAGGAGAAACUGAGCCUCAGCUUUAGUUUUGUUAUUGUUGAACUGUGUAUUUAGCGUUACAUCCUGUCAUUAUAAAUAAUCAUAGGACCUAGAUUAAAUCUGUGAACUCUUGAGAUUGUGAGAUUAGCACAUAGGUAACAAUGUAAAGGAUUUGUCAACCGUGUUAAAGUGGGACACAGCUAUGUGGUAUUUUCAGUAACAGUUUAGCCUCAUGGGUGAGCCUCAGAAUUAUGAAUGGCACUCCUCAGGCACACACAUGUAUCUUAUUACAAGAAAGAAAGGUGACCUGGGGAGGUUCACACGUAAAUUCUGACCUUUUGGCUCUUUCAAAAGACACAAUGAAUAAAGGUAGAAUGUCACUGGGAUCAAAACCAAGGAAAAGGCAGGACUAGUGAGUACUCCCACAGUGCAGUUAGGAAGUUAAUAAUGAGUGCUAUACAUAGCCCAUUUAUUCAGACAAAUAACAAUCCCCCGGUUUGUUCUCUGCACAGUGUGAUUACAUGUGCACGUUAACAUUUUCUAUAAAAUGUAGCCAAGUAUCACACUCAUUUUCACCAACAGUGACAGUUCAUAGCGAUGUUCUUUUACAGCAGUUUUGUUUUCCCCUCCAACAGAUACUCACACAUUUCUGUACACAUACAUAACUUUACAUAAUAGGAGUCAGAGUACUUAAAAACCGGUUUCUUGUAAACACUAAGUGCUGGACCAAAAGUGGGUCAUGAAGUGAUGGAAUGGCGUUUCCUGGUUGUCCUGAUGUAAGUGUCUUCAGCAUGUUGCACCGAGUUUACUUUUGCAUCUCAGACCACACAAGGAAGACUAGAUGUUAACUGAAACAGUGAUUGUGUUAUUGGCUGAUUGAUGACUGCAGAAACUGUAGGUUCAUCUGUCAGUGGAUGUUUGUGUGUUGUAGUUUCUGGCUGGAUUUCAGUUUAUUGUGUCAGAAGUGUUUGUUUGAUAAGUGAAUAAUGUUUUAAUCUUGCCUUUUUGACCCAUAUUAAGACUCUUUGUGAGUUGUAUCAGGUUUAAUAAAAUUUACAGGUUCUUUUGUGUGAAUGCAAGCUAUGUGAGUAAUCGUAGUGAAAGGCCAUAAAACUACAUCACUGCCUGUAAGUGCAGACUAAAAGCCUGACAGAUAACAGGCUGUAGCUCACUCUAGAGUUUCUGUUAAAUGACAGGCUGGAUUGAUAUUUUUAGUUCUGGUGCAAGAGCCUGAACUGUUAACAAUUAAAGUGGAAGGGGACAGAACACUUGUCAAGUCUCUCCUGACUUGUGACUUUUUGGUCAUUUUUGUGGGUGAAACCGUGGAUAUAUCAGACUGAUAGUUUCCUCCCUGAAGUUGGCUCAAUUUUGAAGUAACUGUGGAAACCUGUGGAGGCUUAUCAGCUGGCCUUUUUAUUUUGUCUACAAUUCAUUAGCCUGGUACAUCAUUACAUUUAAGUUUCUGGCAGUUUUGUACCAUUAUAAAUUCAUGUGUACAGAUUUGUGUUUUUGACCCCUCCAGGUGGAUCAGCAAAAACCCCAACCAUAGCCAAGUCUUAAAACUAAAAAAAAAAAAAAACAGAAAAGUUGAUUUGGCUCCCAGCGUAACUUUGUCCAGCUUAAUUUGCAUUCCCUGUGUGCUUUAAAUUGGGAAACCACACAAAGAGCAAACCUUUUUGUUGUACAGAGUGGGCUAAAGCUCACUGCCACAAAAAAAGGUCAGUAUUCCCUUGGACUGGCAUCAGAAGAGGGUAUUUGAUCUGUUCUUCACAAGCAUAGUAGUGCACAUUCAGUGGACAUAAUGUCAGUGUGCACAGUGUAAGACCCAGGAUCAAAAAGAGGUUAAACAUUUCAGUUCAUCCUCUAUUGCUUGUCACAAAAACCCCAAACUGCUGUCAGGUAUUCGCGUGACUUCAGAGAUGACUGUCAGAAUAAUAGCACAAAAAUGACACAAGUAUUCAUUCUGGCGUUGUUAACGCCCCGACCCGAAACUGAACUUGCUGCUGCAGCUUCACUCUGACCUUAAGACAGAGAGUUCAGAAGUGGAAAGUGUCGAGACUUGUGACACAUCUUGAUCUGGCAGUCUGAAGACAGGAAGCUCACGUACUGACUUCUUCUGUCUCUGAAAGGUUUCAAUUCAAGCGCUCAUAUCAGUGAGAAGAUUUUUUCUUUAUGGACCAAGACCUCCUGUUUCACAGAGUUUUAGGUCAAGAAGAGUGUAUAAAACCAUGAAGAAAGCAAGACUUCCUGACUAUGCUUGUGUGAAGACUCAAGAGGUCUGAAGAAGAAGCAUGAAUGCGCGGCCAGCAGCUUCACAAAGCUAAAGCAAACAAAGUCCUCUUGGUUUAAAAAUGCAUCCAGAAUUUCAACAUGAAACUUCUGUGUGAUUGCAGACAUUUAUGAAACUGGUAUUAUAAGAAAUGCUCGUCAACACAUUGCCCGCUCUCUUGGUCUUUGGCUGCAGAUUAAUGAUUGAAGAAGCAGGGUGAUUUCUACCUCGUGUGGUUCUUUUCAUAAAUUGGGUGACAAUAACAAAUUGUUGCUGAUCUCUGAGUCAUUAUAAGUGGGUUUGCUUGCUUGCAUUCGGUCAGGAAGACCCACAAAUGAAUAAAACAUACGAACGGAGAUUUGCUGGAGCAAACUCCUCUUAGAUUUUGUUACAAAAAGCCAAGCUUAUUCUUACAAUGUAGGCUCCACAAUGGCAGCUAUGAUAAAUUUUCUAAGUACCAUUAGUCCAGAUCAGUGUUUAUUUUUGUCCUCACUUGGUGUUAAGUCUUAUUGCAUGCAUUUAAAAAUGCCUUUUAGUGCAGUUCCUCAGUUCACACUAACUCCUAAAUAACGUCCCUGCUUUUGUGGCAUUGCUUUCAUUUUAACUCCAAGUGACAUCCACGCAUUCCCAUGCUUAGGGUCUGAAUUAAUCUUUCAGCAAAUGCAUUAUACAGUGGCUCUAAAGCAUUCUCUGUAGGAAAACCUUUUACUAUAGGAUAAAAAAAAACACAUUACUUUGUCAGUCGUUUGGUCUUUCUUUUGCAAAAGCCGUUUCUUUAUGUUUGUUAUCGUGAAAACAAGACUGUGAGGCAGCUGUAUAUCUCAUUAAUGUCUGUUUGGAAAAAGUUGAAAAGCGGAGGAAGAAUUAAGACGAACAGGGAUAUUUUGGUAUUUUAGGAUUAGUGCAUGGUAUCUCUAUGCUCCUCCUUCACCUCAUACCUAGUGAAACAUAAUGGAUAAUGCUGUAAUAAUGUAAACAGGCUUAUUUCUCAGGAUAUGUUUACAAGUAUAACAGAGAGUGAGGCAAACUCUGGCUUUGCUCCAGCACUCUUGUUUGUGAAAGUAUAGAGUGUAGAAAUUGUAAUAUCGAGCGAUUUUUUUAGGGGUUGGAUUCUAACUGGUUCCCUCGCUCACCCCUUGUGUCACUGAGGGGACAGUAGCCUUGAAGGACAAGAAGCUCUUGUGAUGCAUCAUGAGCAUGAUCCAGUCUUUACUAUCAGAAAAUCUGUUUCAAUUCUGUCGUGUAAAGUUAUCACUUUGUUCUUUGUCUUCGCACAACCGCUGACUGAGAACAAAAUCACUACAGUACAGAAACAUGGGAGUGUAGCAGCAGCCUUUGUGGUAGGGACCUGCUCUGAUGUUGAUCUAGAAGGCUCAGUGGAAUGAAUAUGCACUCAUUAAAACACUCUUACAUAGGGCUGCGCGAUAUGGGAAAAAGUUUAUCACGAUAUAUUUUUUUCACAUCAGUCGGUAUCGAUAUAUAUCACAACAUAAAAAAAUGAAAUUUAACAGUGCUUAUUGGUAGCAUGUCUUUUGCAGUAAAAUAAGCUGCUGUAUUUGUGAGGUCUUUGUGUCUCUUCGAUAUUUUGUUGUAAGGCGUUGCGCUAGAGAAAGCGGACUGAAUGGUCGGCUGUUUUCGGUGUUAAGUUGCUAUGGUUGUGUGUAGCUGCAGCCUGCUACAACGCAGUUGUUUGCUACUUGGUUCUAAUUCAGCACAUGAUUGGUUCAGCACAAAGCAGACCCUGACAAACUCCCCUUUUCAUCGGCUAUAUGUAUAGUCUACCAAAACAUGGCAGAAUGCCAACUAUCGAAAAGCAUAUUGACCAUGUUUUAUAUUAAUAUUGAGGGAAAUUAAUUCUGGAUAUAUAUCGUCGUUUUAUUGCCCAGCUCUACUCUUACAGUAACUGUAUUCCCUCCUCUGUCAAGUCUGUUUAGCUAAAUACUGUCUAAUAGAGCUGCACCAUAAAUUACAAAUUUAUUGCAGAGAAAGAGGAAAUUAUUUGAUGUGUAUGGUCAAAGUGUGUUCCCACUCAGCGUGCACCUUGUACCUGUUAAAUAAAGGCUAUGCAUUUAAGUUAAGUCUUAGCCAGCUGUGAACUAUGCCAGUUGUUUUCCUACUGCUAAAUACUGCACACCAAAUUUUCAAUUUUAUGUCUUCUUGUUUUUUUUUUGUUUUUGUUUUUUUUUUUGUUCAACAAGCACGCCAUCAAUUGACUGUCAAACUGUCAGCUGUCUCCAGAUAAGAUAAGAGUGCAUACAACUUCAUGCUCCCCAGGAGUGUUUGCUAUCAAUACAAAUAUUGACCUAAGAUAAGCCCUGCUCUUUCGGAGUCAUGAGUAGCUGUAAAGUAAACGGUCACCUAACAGUUCCAGGUUUUGUCAGCACCAGUAAAUAACCUGUCCUAUUGGUAACUUGUAUGAGAUAAUGUUACAGCGCCCUUUACUGGAGGUAUACAAACAUACAUACAUAUAUAAAAGCCAUGGUGUAACCUAAGGGCAGAACUUCCACCUUUUAACACUAAAACACUCACUGUUUCAUAUCAGAUUCUUUGAUUAUUGCUAUAGACCUCCUUUUAUGGUUUACUACAAGAGAGGAAUUAAAUUCAAGUGCUGCUUUUUAUCUUUGCAAUCUCUGUUUUGUGGGAGAUUGAAAGAUGUAACACAAUCAGCUGUUUUCUCCCCCCUGGACAAUAAGUCAAACCAGGUCAUUAGUAGACUAUACCCACAUAGACUUGUGGGUAAAUUUAGUCAAUUGUGCUCACUCAUCCCACUCAGUCUGACAUGUCUCUAUUAAUUUUGUCUUUAGGGGCCUGUUUGUGCGUGUGUAUUUAUUUGAGGGUGUGUUGCACAGAGAAAGAAAUGAAAGUAUACUUAUUCUUCUUCAUCGCCCGGAGCAGGACAUAAGGAAAAUGUGUAUGUGGACGAAAUAGUGGAAAAUCUUUUGCUGGGUGUGUUUCUUUAACUCUUACCUCUUUUCCUCUUUUUCUCGCAGAUCGCAUUAAUGACAGUCACACUGUUCCCCAUCCGUCUACUCAUAGCUGCAUUCAUGAUGCUGCUGGCUUGGCCUUUUGCCUUCCUGGCCUCAGUAGGGCGCUCAGAGACCACCGUUGAACCCCAGUGCCUCUGGAGAAGGUAUGCGCUUUUUAAAGUGUUUUUUCUUUUCUGUGUGUUUGCGUGCUUCUGCGGCCCAUUUUAAACAUGCAGAAAAAUCCUGGAAAUUUACACUAGACUAGCUGUACGUGUGAAGAGCCACAUUUUAUUUAUCCAAUCCAGUUGUGGAUUGACAAACAGAUACAAAUACCAGAUGUUUAGAGGGGAACAAAACUAGAGAGAAUAAGAGAAAAUGCUAAAACGGAUUGCAAAAUCUUACACUUGGACUAUCGCAGUGCCUAUUUGACUCCAAAUGAAACCUCUUGACUUUCUCGCUGUGACCCCGUCGUCCCACAGGGAAUGAUUAAUGCUCUGCCUGAGUUGGCAUGUACAUGUUAAGUCAGGUAAAUUUGGGAGUUGGAGCUCUUCCACGUGUAAAAUCCUCUCUUCUCAGGUGAACUUUCCUUAUUCAAAGGGAACUUCAAACAAGUAACAUUUUUAGGGUUUUUAUGCAUGAGCUCUUGAAGCUGUAACCUUCAAAAAGAAUUUUGGCUGAUCAUUAUCAGUUCGGGUUGGCAGGAAAUUCAAGGAUGAAAAGUUAGAAGGGACAACCAGCUUUGUUGAUCGUAUCGGUGUUUUGCCACACAGGUUUUUGAGGAGGGCCUUGAUGCAUUCUUACCAUUGAAAUAGAUUUUACAAAGUUAGAGAGAAAAUAAGUGAUGUGUGCUUGUAAGAAGAUGAAUACAUCAAGAGUAGCUACGAGGGUUAAUAUCAUCCAGUUACUACUCUGGUCUGAAUCCUAUUCAUAAGAGCUCAACCACAAGCGUCCUAUACAUGACUCAUCUGUUGUUGUAAGAAUGAAGCCAAAAUUUAAAAAAACUCAUACUGGAUUAGUCUCCCUUGGCCAACUUUGCAAAAUUUCAGUUGAAAAUUGUGAAAUAAUAUGUAACCCAUGAAGAAGGUAAGAGGUUUUUUGUAUUAAAGAUUACUAUUGGUUUUAGUUUAUGCUUUUGGUUUACACAUUAAAAUACACCCUCUUGGUUUACAGUUUAACAUGGGUCAACCGAGGUUGCUGAUCACUUUUAAAAUUAAACUUAAUCAGCAUUCCUGGUUUCUACAUGGACUCUGAAAGGACUUCACAUACAGCAGCUUUGGCUUGACUCAAACUCGGGUAGAAACCAGUGAUUGUAUCGCCAUUCAACGUGCUACGCAGCCUACAGGUAGAAUAGAAGAUAACAGAACUCAAAAGGGCCAUUUCUUUAUUUUGUGAUGGCCACCUAAUAAAAAACUAAUUUACAUGUAUUUUAACAUCAUCCUUGACUCCUGUGGUUGUGAGAUUAAGAGUAUAAUGGAGCUGAGAUGUGUAAUUUGUUAGAAAAUACAAUACUGCCAAGUGGCGUUGUUAUCUCAUAUUAAUCGGAGCCACUCUAAGCUGUGAUAGUUCAGUUGUUUGACCCGCUGCUCUUUUCGUACUAUUGUGUAAGACUAUUUCCAAGAAGCUCCCACUGCAACAAGAGGUCUCCUCCAGUUGAACACUUGUCUCAACAAGCGAAGAGUAAAAAUACUACCUGAAAGGUUAAUAAACAUGCAGGUGAACAGUGUUGUUUUUUCAGCAGAGGCUUGGAUGGAGGCAAUGUGUGGAAUUAGAUGUGUGUGGAGGCAGGUAGGAGAGGUUAUUGAGAACAGUAAUAAAUGUUUCCUUUAACCUGAAGGACGGUUAAAUUGGGGUGAAAAAGGACACGCAGGUGAAUGCACACCUAUUUGCAAGCAGAAAAUAAUCCAGGGUACCAACUUUCAAAUGUCCCUUUGGGCUUGAGAGUACAAACUGCUCAGCGCAAGUGCCAAGUGAAAUUUAUGCUCACUUGUGCAAAUGAUGUGAUGUCUGCUACUUAAUGGCUUUCUACACAGAUCUUUGGUCUGAUUUGAUUUCUCUCAGUGACAGUUUAGCGUUUGACCUAAGCUGCCUCUGUAGAAAUAGGGUCGUUCUGUGAAGCACAGGCAGAUAAUUAAUAAGGAAAAGGUACCUCGCAACAUUUAAAAAAUGAUCUAAUUCUUGGAUAAUCUUUGAUAUUUUUAGCUUUUGUCACUGCGUAGCACACAGAUCCUAUUAGUAUCAAAGGAUAGCAUUUACCCCACACAGUCCUCUGCUUCGUCUCGGUCAUUGUUUUAUUCUCUGUUGUUCAAUAUCAAAGAUUAUAUCCUAACCUGCAGUUCAGAUGAUGAGUUCUUCUCACACAUGCCUGAUCUUCUUUGCAGACUGGUGGACAUAAUUCUGAAGAUCAUCAUGCGGGUCAUGUGGUUUGCGGGAGGCUUCCACUGGAUAACAGUGAAAGGGAGGAGAGCGUUGCCCGCAGAAGCACCAAUCCUCACCUUGGCUCCGCACUCUUCCUACUUUGAUGCCAUUCCAGUCACGAUGUCAAUGGCCUCAAUAGUCAUGAAGGCGGAGAGCAAGGACAUACCUCUCUGGGGCAGUGAGUAUCAAACACAGACAGGAUGUAUUGCUGCCAUUCUCAGUUUUAUGUCUAUCAUUUGAAUUGUGAAGGUGAGUAAAAGUGGUCUAACAAAUCCAGUGAGUGGUCUUGAAUUUUGGACAUCUAUUUGACAAAAACGGUGUGUCUACUACUCAAUCUAUGAAACCCACGUCUAGGUUACAGGAAGUUUCGUCAGGUACAGUGUUCACUCAGUGUCAAAACACUGUCUGUCAGGUAUGACGCUGUUGGUUAAGAGAGGGUUUGCCCGGCCACCUAUUCAGAUAUAUGUUGUCUUGAGUUGAAACCAAGGACACAUUGUGUAAUUGUCACAGCAGUGUAAAGUAGGAAAUGUAUAAACACACAGAAAUAGACCUGCCUGCAUGUGUAAGCUGUCGUUCUUUCCAGAAAUAGCACAACUGAUAUGUCAGCUCUGACUCUGCAACGUAUUUCUUUGAAACAUUUAUGACUGUUUUCAACCUUGAGUUGUGCGGUCUUGUUAUAUGUUCCUGUUAACAAUGUCCAAGUCAAAGAGUCAGGGUAAGGCCAGAGGUACACUUGCUGUGUAGCUGUUGAUGUGAGAGUGUGUCUUUUACAGCCAGACUGUGAUGUGGUUGCACUCUUUACACCCAACCAUGUGGACAAAUGAUUAUUUUCUCAAUAGGAACAAGUAGGCAGAAAAGUGGACAUUCUGAGUCUGGAAUAGUUUUCUUUUCAGUUCUUUUGUUGCAGCAAAUCCACAUUUAGCAGUUUUCCUCCAUGCGACUGUAUGUCCACAGAGAUUAUUUACACGAGCCCACUCUGUCUGUGAAUAUUUAGUGUGUUGAACAAUUUGUAUGCCUCUGCAUGUUCUGCAGCUUUGCUGAACUAUUAGUUAUAUUCGUUAUGUUGUUGAAACAAUAUGAUUCAGGGGGGAAACAAAUUGUAUUGUUUUCAUUGUAGGAAAAAUCUUUUUUUUUUUUUUUUAAAGGAGCAAUUGAAAAUCGAUCGCUUACAUUUCCAAAGCUGGAUCAGAGAGAAUACUAUGAGUUUACAUCCCUAAUUUUUGAUCAUUGUUAGCUGACUCUGGACAUUAGUUUUGCAUGUAACACCUGAAAUGUCUGGGAAAACUGUUCCAGUAUUACAGUAAGGAGGAAAGCAACAUGACCAAAAUUUUACCGAAAUCUCAAAGCUCCUGCAUUUUCUGUUACAACCCACAUCUCUAACUCAGUUUUCUUUUGUUAUUAUCUACCUGCUAUCAUCGCCACAUUUCUGUUCAAGGAUGACUGAAAGCAGCUAACCAAGGCUGGUGUCUUUGCGCCAUGUAAACACUCAGGUAGAGGUCAAAUGGGCCAUGCUGUGCUGCAGCCAACACACACAAGUGUAACAGCAGAUCCUAUUAACUUACUUGCAAGUUCAGUUACCUGUCUAGUUGCCAGUUUAGGGAUUUGGCCUCUUGGCCCUGGCUGAAGGAUAUACUUAAAAAGGCAGAGGUGUUUGUUAUUUUAGACUCCCUGCCUCCUCCCUCUGCGCCUCCUAUUAAGUCAUUAACCGGUAACUUUGUUACCUCCUGUUUGAGUCACUCGAAGUAAAUUGCUUGUAUUGCAGCAUAAAGACACUAUAUUAAGGUACAUUUGGUCAUUCGUAUAUAUAUAUUUUUUACAUCUUUUUCAACAGCAAGUAAUCAAGAACAGACGAUAGUUUAGGAAGCAGGCAUCAAUGCCUGACCAAGCAAGUGGUAUCCAGAAUAAGCAUUAAGGCCUGAUCAGCCACAGUGACGUGUGUCGAGUGUCUCACAGAGCACCAGCUAGAGCCCUAAUCCUUUUCUGUCGCAGACAGCUCUCAGUGGGAAUCAAUUUCUUCUCCAGAGAAGAGUGGCCUUGUUCUCCACCUAACACUUGCCUCGCUCUCCUUUACUUGUUGCAGCCGUUUUUGCUCUGAUGGUCUAUUUCAUGGCCUCCACAAACUUAGCUUUUUGCUCCAUUACUUUUACCGGUGAAGAUAGGAAAAACAGGGAAAUGUGAUAGAAAUCUUGCUCAUAAAAUAAACCCACUUUUGUCUUUUCAGACUCUUUUUCAUGUCCUAGGUACCCACAAACAAGGUUUGGGGUGUGUUGAUUGCAUCAUACAUGGCUGAUGGCAAUCCACCAAUAAGCCCCUUACCACUGCAGCACUGUGAUUGAAAAGUUGCAACCACCCACGCCUGGCAAUUGUCCCUUUUUUGAGUCCAGGCUGCAUUUAACUCCUAGAUCAGCGUGAGUCAUAUGUUUGACUGUGACUCAGGUUUCGAGGCCUUUCUUUGUCAUUUGUGUCGGGGAAAGAUCUGAUCUCCACACAGUAUGAGUAAAACUGAUCCCCCUGUUUGUAUUCAGAUAUAAAAGCCCAGCCUCCACAAAGGUCUGUCCUGCUGGGCUGCUGCCUGCCUAAAGGUCCUUACACACCAGGCGUGAAUUCGCCAGGCGAAUUAUUCGCCUUUUUUUAAAAACAGCAUAAAGUCAAUGCAAGCUUCCACACUGGCAGCGAUUUUCCCGCGGGGCGAAAAGCGUCUUUUAUUUUUUUCGCUCUUGUGUCAAAUUUUUCUUAGAUUCGCAGGCGAAUAUCUGGACCUGCUAGACCUCUGGCCAAUCAAAAGUCAUGUUGUUGAUGACGUCACAGACCCAUGCGGCUGCAGUUCACAUGACACACACCACCACUGGCACCAAGAGCAACGAUGGGAGGGAGUGUGUACCACAGAGUGGUUGCCCAAUGUGUAUAAGCGAAAGCGAUUUUUCGGACCGGCGAAUAUUUUCGCAUUUUCGUCUCGCUUUUUCGCUUCGCUCCACAAAUUCGCUGGUGUGUAAGGACCUUAAGAGUUAAACACAGCGGAUGGCAGCAGAGCAGGUUGUAAGAAUAAGACACCACUGCUUAGUCCCAAGGUGGUUCAGUCAACUUCACUGUCACAUCAGCGGAGGAGAAACCUCGACGAAGCAGACAGACUGUAGUCUCACUGCUUUGUUGUCAUGUGAGGAGGGCAGAUACUUAAGGCAUUAUCUUAGUAUUGUGGUAGACAUUGUCAAACACCAUUUAGACUUUGGCCAGCAUGAUGUGAAUGUGAGGUAUAAAGCCGCGUUCAGACCAAACGCGACCAGGUCGCGUCGCGUCGCGUUGGUCGGUCAGGUCGCGUCGCGUGGUGCCCUGGUGUGUCAACACCGGGUCCAAAGCUGCAGUCGCAGGUCGCGGCUGGUCGCCGGUGACGUCAUCCAUGUCACUAGCUCAGUUUUCAGUUCAUCAGUGCUGCCGCAUAUCUGUACAUCCGCAGUAGACGCCGCCGGCGUUUAUGGGUGCAUGAAACCAUCCGGAGGAGGACGGAGCUGGGUGAAUUUCACCACUUGCUCCAGGAACUCCGCCUGGACGACGGCCGCUUCCAGCGGUACUUCCGUGUGUCGACGGCGCAGUUCGAGGACCUCCUCGCCCGGGUGGGAAGCAGCAUCUCCCGCCUGGACACGAAAUACAGGCGCUCCGAAACUGAGAUGCUUCUUCUUUGGCGUUGCGGUCCCGGUACAGCCCGCAACCUACGUCGUAUAGCACCGGGUGGUAGCUAACGGAUGUGAUUAACUGCUCCUCCAUUGUGAUUCUUCUUCUCCUCUUCCUUGUUUCGCCGGUUUGUUGACGUCAGCAGAGCCCUGAUUGUCUGUCGCGGCACGGAGUCGCAGGACGCCAAGUCGCGUCGCUCCCAAAGUUCAAAUAUUUGAACUUUGGGAGCAGCGCGACUUGGCGUCCUGCGACCUCGGCGACGCGACCUCGGGGACGCGCCUUGGCGACCGGUCGCUAGGUGGCGUCAGGUCGCGUCGCAGGCAGCCGGCGGUCGUUAAGUCGCGUCAGGUCGCGGCUGGCCAUAGACUUUGCAUUGGGAGCCGUCGCCAAGUCGCGUCAGGUCGCGUUUGGUCUGAACGCGGCUUUAUGCAUAUAAGAUGGUUGUUACAUCAGACUUUUGCUCACAUUGUUGUGAUUCAGUUUGAGUCUGUGAUAAGAGCCGUACACACGAUUGUACACGAUGAUCUGUUCUUCAUAUCAACAGUCUUCUAUCGAAUAAGAACAGACUGUUGCUUUUAGGGCCGUCUUAAAGGUCAUGAGAUGAUAGCCUACCUACACACACCCAAAACCAACUUUUAUUUAUUUAUUUUUGACACCAAAUAUACCAAUAUGGGCAGAAUGACGUUGGUUAUUGCUGUAAUUUUCAGUAUUGGUAAAGUUUCGGUUUAUCACCCAGCCCUAGUAGUUCUUGACACAGCUGUGGAGUAAAUUGCACAUAACAUUUUACUAAGGCCUCCUCUCAUAGUAAACCAAUUCAGUGUUCUGUUUAUUAGUUCCUGUUUGUUGCUGUGAAGGUUCCUUCUUUUUCUGUGGCGAAUUAAAUUUGCAGACUCACUGGUCUUGAGAAAAAUAUUGAAGUUGUGGACUGUGGGAGCAGAAUACUGAGUGUUUGUGGUAACACUGAGGUAUAAAUCAGGAUGUUGCAUCUGUGUUUUUGUCACACAGUGACGUUUCACAAGCAAUUCUGGAGUGCAAAGAAAGGACAAGAUAGUUAUGUUGGAUGUCUGCCACUGCCUUCAGUCCUUUGAGGAUUAUUUAGUGAUGGUUUGGACAUGUUGAACUCUUGUUUGCUUUAAUGAUAUACUUUUCGAUUUUGAGAUAUUCUGACUGUUUACAUAACAUCUUUUCCUCUUUUUUUAUUGACUUCUUGGAACAUCUUUUUUCAGUGGUGUCCUUUCAUUAGCAGUUGUACUAAGUAUGUACUCAGAAAACAGGCCUUUCAGUCAACAGUGCUCACUGUCAUAUGAAUGUAACAUUAACAGAGAAGUUUCAAUACAGCCAUUAGUCCACUCAUCAGCACUGUGCCGCUCUGUGGUGGAGUGAAAGUUCAAAUGAGGUGCUUUGAUUGAGGACACCAUUAGAGUGGUUUUUGAUGUGAAGAGGAGCUUAGCUCUCUUCCAUGGCUGGAUUUUCUGAGCUGAUACAAUACAGUCUUUGUGUUUUUGAAUGCAUUAGACUGUUUCGAUCAUUAUAUUUGUUGUUUUAGGUAAUACAGUCUUAGCCUGUUUCAAGAGUUUAAGUGUAAAGGUCUGAGUCACUGUUCCCCCACCCGUCUCACUGAACCACUAGAUGCAGCUGAUGUAGAUAAUGCAGUUAGGAAUUAGAUUUUUAACUGUCAGAAGAAAUAAAAAAAAGUCGACUUCCUGUAUUCAUUUGCAUUUCCUCAAUCUGUUUUCUCUUUCCUCUGAUGCUUCCAGCUUUGAUAAAGUACAUCAGGCCGGUGUUUGUAUCGCGGUCAGACCAGGACUCCAGGAAGAGGACUGUGGAGGAGAUCAAACGCAGAGCACACUCAGGAGGGGAAUGGCCUCAGGUAAAGGAAACCAAAGUGCACAUGUACACUUGUGUAUCCUGUUGUAGACGCACAAUUAUGCGUCAGUACCUGAAUUUAGCCUUUACAGAUCUUACUUGAAAAAAGAUACAGAAAGACUGUGAGCCAAAGAAAUAGCACCAUGGCACAUUUACAAUGACCCUUGAUUAUGAAACCGCAUGAUAAUUAUCAUAAUUAUUACCACUUUGAUGCAUGAGACAAGUGGAGCUUACUUUUUAUUAGAAUAUGGACCAUAUGGCUAAAAAAAAAACCCACAUUUUUUUUACAUUGUUUAAAUCUGGAUCCUGGUUGAUCAUAUAUCCAAGAUGUGAUUGGAUCUUAACUCCUUAGACCACAUUCAGAGAUAGUCUGAGCUCUCACUGUUUCAGUUCACUCGUGUGUCCUGUGCCAUGUUGGUAAACCAUCGAGUUUCCACACAGAAAGUCACCAUAGCUGUGAUUACUGUGUGACAGGCCAAUGAUAGUUAUUUUGUCAGAGUAAAGAAGAGAGCGGAAUAUAUAUUGUGAAUGCAUCCGUCUGGUUUGUCAGUCUGUCACCAGUCUGCAUUGUUGUUCACACACACACACACACACACAGAUAUGAACAUGGACUAUUUUUGUCAAACAUCAACACUCAUAUUCAUCUGAUCACUUGCUUAGUAUCCUCAGGACCUCUCUUUUCUGCUUUACUAAUGGAAGUAUCACACUGUUUUUCUGAAUUAUGCACGAGUAAGUUAUGAGUAUGAUGGUUAGUUUCAUUUGUGCCUAGAGGCUGUAUAUGGUGUGACUAGUUGGGACCAUAGACACAUUCUCAUGCCAGGUGUGACUUGAUGUGCUUAGACUGUGCUCUUGUGGGACCCUCCCCAACACAAGUAAAUACCAAGUGUGCACAGGUUACAAUUGACUUACUUAAGAGUAAAAUCUAACUUUGAGGAAAACACUGUCCAAGACUUGAAACACUGAAACACUUGAUGGUUUUGUUAUUUUUUCACUGUUUGAGGGUCCUGUCCUUACUGUUUAGGAGAUGAUGUCUGUCUCUAUAUAAUAGGAACCACUCUGUCUUUCCUGCAGAUCAUGAUUUUUCCAGAGGGAACAUGCACCAAUAGAUCCUGCCUAAUCACCUUUAAGCCAGGUAAAGCUCUCACCUUCAGCGUUUUAUUCAACUUUCCUUUCUUUUGAUCUCAUGCUGCAAGCUGUUUACUCAAAUCAUGUGGAUAUUAGAAAGCAUGCAUUUAAAAUAUCUGCUAUUACUAAAAUUAUUACUGUUAUUCUCACGGUUUGAAUUAUGAUUUUUUUAAUCGUCGUGUUGAAAUAAAUAUCCCUGACACAUUCAGUAAAUAUUCAUAAAAUAGGGUUUUGUGUUCUUGUUCUCAGCUCAUUUAGUCUAUGCAGUUGUGUGAAAUCUUUUGUGUUUUACUCUUACAGGGGCCUUCAUCCCAGCUGUACCAGUGCAACCUGUAGUGAUACGUUACCCAAAUAAACUGGUAAGCUCGCCCAUGGAUACAUCAGUAAUACAGCAUACCAGUGUUUGAAACCGAAGGGGAAGAGACUACACACAUUUGCGUUAAAAAGAAUCUCUUUAAUUAAGUGCCAUUUUUUGUCCCUUUCGGUACACCGUAGUUAAGCCAUCACUCUUGCCGAUGAGAAAUAAUUGAAUGGCAUAUUACACUCAAAAUCUCCGAAAGUCUCAGUUGACAGAUCUAAAGAAAUAUGCACUCAGUGUCCAACGCAUUAAAAUAUCAACAGAGUACUUUGAGUUUAAGCCACCACCUACGAGAUAAACAUACAGGUGCAGCUGAUCAGACACAGAAACUGGCAAAGCACUAUAGUGGAGUCUGCAAACCACCACAGACCUAACAUUUGAAUGACGUACUCAAGGUAUGUGCAGUUCGUCUGCAGAAAUGCCUUACUACUGUGGGGAACAUGUGUUUGACUGAAAAGUGCAAAUGCUGUCCCAUUCACUGGAGAUCACAUGACAUCAGUGAGUAAUGACAAUGAUCUUGUAAUAAUAAUAUAAUAAUAAUACAUCAACACUGAUUUAACAUUUUGUAUCAGGGCUCUUACAUAAUAUGCUACAGUGAAGCUGUAAAAAUAAACAUUUGUUUUGCUCAGAUGAAGCACUUAGAACAUUAAUUUGAUUUUCAAAUCAAGACAGUGGCAAGAAGUGCUUUGAACUGUUAAUACGGACAGGAGAAAGCAAAAUAAGGAGAUCUUAAACCUAUUUACAAAUCAGUUAAUCAGUAAAAGUAAUCUUGUUGUAUUUGUACAUUGUUGUCUGCAUGUCGUUUCAUACACAUCCUGAAGCUGGCUUGGCCUCCUGCCAGAGUCUCACUCUGUAGGAAGGUAAACAUACAGCAGAUCACCUGAUGGGGUGAGAGAUAUUGCAGAUAUAUUUAGUGUCCAUGAAAAAGAAAAUGUUCCGGGCAAUACAGAAGCAUUUUACAUACUCAGCAGAAUCCCAGACAGUCCUGUGAAAUGUGCUUUCAGUCAGUUCUUGCGGUCACAUUGUGAGUCAGGUAAUGCUCCGCUCAUAAGUACAUUUGACUUUUUCUUUUUUUGCACCUGUCAAAAACUUAUAUCAUUGCACCUCACCUUUUUUAAACAUACUUGCGCACAAUUGGCAAGUCAUGUCAAAUGCUCAUUUUUUAGAGGAAAAAAAAAAGGACCAUUAAAAAUACAAUCUGCACCAUCACAAAUAACACUACAAAUGACUGUGCGGACUCCACGUCAGUCUGUUUAGGAUUUUAAGGCAGUUUCGACCAGUAAUUAUGUAGAUACAUGUAGCUAUGAGUACAUGGGCUUCAAGUAACAGCAAAUGUAACAUCGGCUGCAUUAUUUAUUUAUCAUUUUCAUCUGUUCAUCUUAUUUCUCAGUUACAUUUGCCUUCUGUUCUAUUGUGCCUCACAACAGCCUAAGGCCAGAAUUACACAUAGGUAAAGCUUAAAUUGUGACAGUAUGACUUUGCCUGACAAAAGUUUUAGCAAGUUUAUGCCAACAAAUGAAGUUGUUGAAGUCCAGUUUUGAGAGGAAUUCAGUGAAGUGUGCAGAGAAACUUUGUGAUGGCCUGACUGGGAAUCUUGCUAAUCAUGGUGUGACUCAGAAGGCAAGUCCAGGGCUGUGCUCAGGCUUGUUGUUCUGGGGUGAGCCAGUGUUAGCCAAGGACACGGUGAAAAGGAAUUAUGAGGUUUUGUAAAAUUCAGAUCUGUGCUGGUCACUGUUGUAGGUGAAAUUUAUAUAAAGAUGCCUUACAUUAUUUAAGAUUUGUCACAGUAACAAAAUGCAUGACUGUUAUGUUAAAACAACCUUCAUCACUGACUGUACUGUAAGCUGAUACAGGAGAGUCCCCUGUGUGCAUGGUGGAGCUUUCAGAUGUUAAAGCAUGCAUAUUAGGGCCCGACCGAUUUACAGACGAGCCAAUUGAAUCGGCCAAUUUUAGCCCGUUUGAGACUAAUCAGUAAUCGGCCAAAAUUUUCGCCGAUAUUUUCAGAAAUAAAAUGCAGAGAAUAAGAUUUGGUUUCACUUCGAAAAUGUUCCACCAUUUGAAAAGUUCCCCGACUUAUCCAGUAGGCACAGCCACCUCAUGACAAUCUUCAUCCACUUCAUCGAAUGGUCCGCCUCAACGGUAAAUAAACUAGUUUGUGAAAUGCACAAUAAGUCAACAAGUUUCAGUUCAACCCACUUCACGAUGUUCCCUGCUGUGCUGGUCUCGGUCACGCCGAGUUAACAGUGAAGCACCAUGUAAUAUGCAAGCUAAAGUUAGAGUUAGCCGUCUGCUAUUAGCCUUGCUACACUGUUAGCCGUGCCAGUAAUCGAGCUACUACUCUUACUGAGGCAGCUGCAUGUCUCCAGAUUAGACCGGACCGGGAAUGAGUAACGUUAGUUAAGACGCACCGAUCGGCGGUUGAAAAGUAGUUUUGUGGUCCGAGUCUGAUCAGUCGGUCUUCCUGACGGCUUCAAGAGCAGUAGCCUACCGUAGAUAUCUACAGCAUAUAUAUAUAUAUUUUAUAACUUAAUAACAAAUUCAAAAAAUUGGCCGAUUAAUCGUAAUCAGAUUUUCGCCCCCCAAUAAUCUGUAUCGGCAUCAGCCCCAAAAAAGCCAUAUCGGUCAGGCCCUAAUGCAUAUUGGCAUGUCGGAUCGAUAACUGAUCAUUAUCAUCUUUAACUGCCCUGGUUCUGUUGAGGUCUUCAAAAUUUUAGGUUCUUUGAUUCUUUUUAUUUCCACAUGCCUCACAAUGACGCCAGGUCUGUUUAAUAUGACGCUUAAUCUGUUCAAAAUGACUGAAGCUCAUGAAAAAUAAGAUCUACCAUUAUAUUUCUAACCAAAUCUGCAUGAAGCAAAAUAGAGAGAAAGUAGCGGUGGUCAAGUAACAAAGAAAGUAUGUGCCUCCACUGAAAACAAUUUAUUUAAACAGAUAAAUAAGAUGAUUUAUUUUUUUAGCUGGUUCGCACUGGUUACUCUCUGCGGACAGAGAAGUCCAUAUUCUGGUCAUAAAAAAAUCAAGACAGGUUCAGGAUUUAGUUUGUUUUCUGCUCUCGUUGUGUAUUUCCCUGCCAACUGUGUGUGUCUUUCUGCUCAGUCCCCUGUCACAGCCAGUACUGUACUUCCUGUUCUCAUUCACCGGUCUGCAAAGAAUGAGUUUUGUGUUAUUUCUGCUGUAGUAUUUAACAAGGGGGAAAGUUCGGCUAAUGUCUGUGGCAGACUGAUGGAGAGCAGAAGACAGAAACAGCAAUGCCCCCUGGUUCCCACAUGUUUUUCAGUCUCGACCUGCAGACUGAAAAAGCCUUACACCACUGCACAAAAAUAACAGAUUCAAAGAGCACUUAAAGAAAGUGCUUAGUUUAGCAUCAAUUAUUUCUAAGAGGUAAGGAUGUGGUUGCUAAACCGUCUUAAAACCAGUAUUUCAGAGUGAUCAGCUCAGGCAGUGCAUAACAACUUUCUGCCUAAGUUUUCAAGUUGUUUGUGCCCAAAUACGGUUAAAUAGAAAACCUUUCUUCUCAGAAACAACUAAAAGAAGAAAGUUAAGAUGAGUCUAAUAGUGUUUUCUGUAUUUUUUGUUCUUAUCUUUGACUUUGUGUUUUUUCCACAGGACACGAUCACAUGGACGUGGCAAGGGCCUGGAGCGUAUGUACACUUUUUCCUAAUUACAGCUUGCUUUAAUAAAAAGUGUUCGUUCAUUCUGUGAAUUAUUGUAAAUAAUUUAGUGUAAUAAACAUUCAGUCCUUAGUCAUCAAAGUUCUCCUCACAAGCCAGUGUCACAGUGUAGAAAUGUGUCAUCGGUUACAUUUUACAGCUUAACCUCGAGGCUCCUCCUUUUAGAAACGAACUUUGUGGUCUGAACCUCAACGAUUUCAACAAUGAGAACUCAAAUAGACAGGAAGCAGAUUAGUCGUGGCUCCAGGAGAAAGACUGGCCUUGUUAUCAGUCUCUGUGGUGUCCUCAGAAUACCCUGUCCUGUUUUGGUUCAGCUUAAUCGUUUUAAACUGUCUUGUUAUGGCGUGUACUACAACUUGGGAGAACAUGAUGCUAUUCAACUGAAAGCUGAACAUAUCAGCUCAAAGUUUGUAUGUCCCAGUUACAAACAUGUGAUCAUACUUUUGUCAUAUUGAGAUCUUAUGUGAGCCACAACAGUGUUCGCAAACUAUGAAGUAAAGUUAUUCCUGGAGAUAAUGAGAUUAGUGCCAGAUUAAUAAAUUUCUUUAGACACAAAUCUUUAAAGCUUUUUUUUGUCUAGAUUUUUACAUUUGUUGUUUAAUGUUAUUAUCCAGGUUUGAAAUCUUAUGGCUGACGCUCUGCCAGUUGCACAACGAGUUUGUGAUCGAGGUAAGAAAAAAAUGAGUACAAAAUAUUUGUUUUGUUUAACAGAGUAUUAGGGCCAUAUUAGGAAAAAAAAUAGACUUAGAGAUUAAAGUCGAUACUUAUAAUAAGGUUGUGCUGAUGUGCCAAAGGAUUAAGUAUCUACUUGUUUGAGAAACCUAUAUUGAAGCACAGUUUCAUGAAAUGCUCCAUGGCUCUCAUUUCAACAGCUGUCAUCUUAAACAGCAAGUUAGAAUAUAAGGACUUUAUUCUGACUUUACUCUCGCAAGUGAUUACUUUACUAUGACUUAAUUGACGUAAGUAAUUACUUUGGUCUCAUAGAUUAACGACUUUAAUCUCAAGUCUUAAAUUUUUUUUUUUCUUAAUGUGGCCCUAAAACUCUGUCGUAGUUUAGCAAUAACUUGUGUAACUUGUGCAUUGGAAUUAUUGUAUUGAUGGCCUCAUAUAUAGAUGUUUUAGUUGAGAAAUAAAGCCACAAUUGAAACUAUCGUCCCGUUUGACUCACUGUGUCUAGCAGUGCCAAUUUUUUUGGCAUUUUGUAUUCCUCUUGUAAUAUGAUAUCAUGAUGUACCACUGCAGAGGUUGUUCAGCAGUUACUCAAUCACAGAAUUGCUGUUGCAUGAUCUUAUCAUGAGCAGUGUAUCUCAGCUUACCUUGCCUUUCCUUCAGCUCCCCUUUGCAUCCUGCAUGUCUUCACAAGACUCUGGAUCACACCCUUUUAAAAUGACUUCACACUAACUAUUCAAAACUGUUCAAACAUGUGACUCUUCAAAAGAGACUUUUAUACUUCAUGUUUUUUCUCUUUUUUUGUAUCUCUUUGAAGAUGUUAAGUUUACCCUUCUGGCUGUCUCUUUCCAAACUUCUCAAAUUUAUCAUUUGUUUCCUUGUUUUGUUUUAAAAAUGAAUCUUCAUCUAAUUUCAUGCAUGAGAAAGAUUUACCGUCCCAAGUAAAUGGACUAUUAUUUUUCUGCAAAUGAAGUGCCCAAACAAAAAAACAAAAAGGUUUGAUUUAUGAGAUUUGGCUAAUAAAACACCUUUGGCUCUCUGCAGUUCCUUCCUAUCUACACACCCUCAGAAGAGGAGAAAAAGAACCCGGCUCUCUUUGCCAUCAAUGUGAGGCGUGUCAUGGCAAAGUAAGUGAAAAAGUAUUGUUUAUGUAAUAUGUAACUGUUUGUCCCUUUGGUAACACUUUAUUUGACGGCUAGCUCUAUAACGCUUUAUAAAUACAUGUAUAAUGUGUUAUAAUCAUGUUGUAGCACUGUAUAACUAUAGUUAUAAACACUCAUAAAUGAUCAUAAUGCUUCAUAGCAAUAAUCAUAACACAUUAUAAAGCAUUUUAUCAUGACUUACAAGGUCAGGUAUUAUAAUGUGUUACAACUGUUAACAACUCACUGAGAAUGUCCACAUAGAUAAUGCAAUUCAACUGUUGUUAACAGUUAUAACACAUUAUAAUACCUGACCUUGUAAGUCAUGAUAAAAUGCUUUAUAAUGUGUUAUGAUUAUUGCUAUGAAGCAUUAUGAUUAUUUAUGAGUAUUUAUAACUGUAGUUAUACAGUGCUUUAACAUGAUAAUAACACAUUAUACAUGUAUUUAUAAUGCGCUAUAGAGAAAGGCGUCAAAUAAAGUGUUACCGUCCCUUUUAUUGUCAUGACUUAACCUAAAGCAUGAUGCAUAACAAUAGUGUGUAUUCCAACAACACCAAUUGUUCAAAUCUUCUUGAAUUCAGAGGGGGAAAUGUCACAGCACAUUGUUUCUUUGUGUUUGGGUGACUCUUAUUUUCUCUGUCAUAAAACUGUGUGUUCGUGUCUCUUGUUCCCCUCUCAGUGAGUAAUCAUCAUGCCUGAGAUCACGAGUGUCAUCCUACUUUGAAUAAGACUCCUGACCUGCUAUUUCAAAUACUGUAUCAUCCAACUUUGUUCUCCAUUUCGAGUCUUGUAUAAAGUAGUCAGAUUAAACAGACUAUACUUACCAUCUGUUUGCUCAGACACUCCUACACUCUGCACUUCACAACUGAAAGAGUAGGUUUGGAAACUUCACCUCUACAGUCUUAUGAAGAAAAAUGACUCGUCUCUCCCUUACGUCCAAAGUAGCCAUAUCCGCGGCUGCACUGUCCUUUAUAGGCCUCAGGCAGGUAUCGAUUUGCACAUACUGAUGUCCUGCCAUUGUCUCCUCUGUGCUGUCUUCAGAGCCCUAGGGGUACCCAUCACAGACUAUUCAUUUGAAGACUGCCAGCUUGCCAUGGCAGAAGGCCAGCUGAGACUGCCAGUCGACACCUGUCUACUGGAGUAUGCCAAGCUCGUCAGGAGACUGGGGUGAGUCAUUUAUAACUUCCAGUGUACUCCUACCAUUACAGAAAAGACAAGGAAGAGAGGGAUGGAAAGGUGAGACGGGGCAAAAUGAUCACAAAGCACCUCUGGGACCUGGAUUUAACGCUUGGCCGUAGGACCCUCUGUGUAACAAACACAACCAGUCGUGUGCACAGGUGGGAAGGCGGUCGGAGAUUUUGUCCUUGUCACUGUUUCAGUGGCUCCCAGCAGUUGUUCAGGUGCAUGUAGAGGGGGAAAUCUGUGGAUGGGGAUAGUGUGAUCUCUACACACGAUACAGUUUUUGUUGAAACCCCUCUACAGGACUUUCUACUCCCAAGAUUUGUCCUCUUCUUCCUUUUAACUGCCUUUUUUGCCUAAUCUCCUUGUCGACGCUUUAGUGAAUGUAUUUACUAACAAAGUCUCAUGCUCUGCUGUCACAGGCUAAAACCCAAGAACGCUGAAAAAGUCCUGCAGGAGUAUGGGAACAGAGCCAGGAAGUUAGAGGGGCAGAAGCUGGGCUUGGACGACUUUGCCCAGUUCCUGGAUGUGCCAGUUUCAGACAUGCUGCGAGACUUGUUUGCUCUUUUCGACGAGGUAAAGACUGGAGGGAUUUUUCAAGAACUCGUCAACAGUUUGUGCAUGAGUUAAGGGCAUGACCCCAAAACUGAAAAGCUUAAACAAACCACAAACUGAGUUCAUCACGUAGUGUUUUUGUUCAAACAUCUUCAAGACUGGAAGCAGAACUAAAUACUGUAUGCUUGUACGAAACUUAAUCACAACACCUUGUUUUUCAGCGCAGCACCCAAAGGGAGCAAUUAAGGUUUUAGUGCAGCAGUUUCUGUGACCUUAACAAAAAUCUCUUACAAACUUAGCAGGCUUAUAUCUUUGGUGGCUGUCUUUCUAAAAGAAUUGUUUUCUGUUUGUUGUUUUCCAGCAUGAAGAUAACUGCAUUGAUAUCAGAGAAUAUGUGAUAGCCUUAUCUGUCGUAUGCAGACCUGCCAAAACUCUGGAAACAAUGAAACUGGCCUUCAAGGUAUGUCCUGUUGCAGACUUGAUGCUUAACACCUGGCUGAGUAGAACUUCCUGUGCGUCAAUCGGACUAGUCUCGACACUUCAUGUGGUGCAUAACACAGGGCUGAUUUGUGACAAGUAUUGGUCAUAUUCACACAUUUUUCUACAUGGCUGUGAACUCAGAUCUUCUCUUCAUAUCAUCAGGUUUAAAUUCGUUCAGUCAUUACUCUGAAAGUUGAGGAAGUCUGUUGAUCUUACGGCUCGAUUGAGAAAACAUGAUUUAUUUCUAACAUUGCCAGUGCGUUUGAAAGUUCAGGUGAACUGGCAGCUCAACUGAUAACCGAGUCAGAGCAGCAUCCCCAAAGGCAAAGUCAAAGAGAUGACCAUCUGCAUGCUUUACUGUUGUACCUUCUCCAGAUGUUCGAGGCAGAGGAAGACGGCGCCAUCACAGAGUUGGAGUUGGCAGUGAUCCUGAAGACAGCUUUGGGAGUAGCUCGCCUCAGCGUGUCACGUCUGUUCACUGCCAUUGAUGCUGAAGACACAGAGAAGAUCACCUUUGGUAAGAUGCAAAAUAAAAAAAAUAAAAAUAAAAACUUACUGUUUAUUUAUAUCAAAAAGUUUAGUUUCCUCUUUCUUUUUCAUUGUGAAACAUUAGAUUGAAAGUUGGUGACUUCUAAUUCUCAGUGCUGCUCCUCUCUUUCGAUACCCGUUACUCAUUGCGUUUGUCUCUGGCGCCCUCUUGUGGUCCUUCUACAGACAAGUUCAGGAGCUUUGUGGAGCAGCAUCCAGACUUCUCUGAGGACUUCCUGUACACAGAAAACGCAGGCCUCCACAGUGGGCCCUGUCAUGGCCACCAUACAAAGCCCAGCCAGUCUUCCCUCAACCUGCAUGGCACUGCCACCAAAAUAGCAAACGGUAUCUGCCCCGACUUCACUCCCAACGACCACGGCACAAAAGAUGGACUCCACAAGAAACACAACUGA